Molecule: messenger RNA, 1641 nt
Organism: Emiliania huxleyi CCMP1516
Lineage: Eukaryota; Haptophyta; Isochrysidales; Noelaerhabdaceae
Exons: 5
Coding region: 1-1641 (546 amino acids)
Biological process (GO): protein phosphorylation
Cellular component (GO): cytoplasm
Molecular function (GO): ATP binding; protein serine/threonine kinase activity
Source: RefSeq, a predicted model, not a curated record
AUGAAGCUCUCCUCCAUACUCGACAAGGGCCGCGCUCUCGCGGAGGACGCCAAGAAGAUUGCCGAGUCCAAGCUCGCGGAGGCGCGGCAGCUCGCCGAGGAGGGCGCCGGGGCGCUUCGCUCGGCGACGGCGCGGACGGAGCUCGUGCCCUUCCGAGGGUACCCGGUUCUCAUGAAGGAGGUGGCGCUCGCGGAGGGCGGCUUCGCGUACGUGCACAUGGCACGGCACGCCGAGACGGGCGAGCUCUUUGCGGUCAAGCGGAUGCUCGCGCAGGACGCCGAGUCCGCAGAGCUGGCCAAGGCGGAGCGAGACCUGAUGGAGUCACUGCCGCGGCACCCGAACAUCGUGGGCAUGCUCGCCUCGACGCAGCGGGCGGGCGUGCGCGGCCAGGAGCACCUGCUCCUCCUCGAGUACUGCUCGCAGGGCACGCUCAUCAAGCACUGCAUGCCGGACGCCUCGGGCGCGUUGCCGCCUCCGCUGCCGUUGCCGGAGACGCUGGACGCCUUCUUGCAGGUGUGCAAGGGAGUGGCCCACCUGCACGCGCAGAGCCCGCCGGUGGCACACCGCGACCUCAAGCUCGAGAACGUCCUCGUCGACGCGCGCGGCGUCUGCAAGCUCUGCGACUUUGGGUCCGCAACGAGCCGCACUCUAGACUGCGACUCUGCCUCGCGGCAGAUGCGCCUUGACGAGGAGGACCGGAUCAGCCGGUACACCACCGCAAUGAACCGCGCGCCAGAGAUGGUCGACGUCUGGGCGCUCGGAACGCUGCUCUUUGCGCUUGCCUUUCAGCGCCACCCGUUCGACGGCGACUCUCCAAACCUGCAGAUCCUGAGCGGACGGUACCGCGUGCCUGCCAACGCGGCGGAUCCGGCGAGAAGGCCCGAGGUGGUCGACGUGGCGCAGGCGGCGUCGGUGCUCAAGGCGGAGGCGGCGUCCGGCGCGCUCUCCUCCCCAAAGGGCGAGGCGCCGCGCAGGGGCGAGAAUGGUGCUGCGCGGGCGCGCAACGGAAGCGGGCGGGGCAGCGGCGGCGGCGGCGGCGGCGGUUCGGCGAUGCGGUUCGAGGACAUGAUGCGCGGCGAGUCGGUGGGUGCGCCCGCCGCGGCGGCGCCGGCGUGGGAGGCGGACUUCUCCUCCUUCUCCGCGCCUGUCGAGGCGGCGGGCAGCGGCUGGGCGGACUUUGACGCCGAGAGCUGUGGCACGUCGGCGGGCGCGUCGUCGCUGCCGCAAGGUGCGGGUGCUGCGGCCGUGACGGAGCAGCUGGGCACGGCAGACCUGUUGGGUGGCUUUGACGGCGAUGCGGCCGCCGAAGCGCCGUGGGCUGCUCCGGAUGCCGAGAGCGAUGCUGCAUGUAGCACCAACGCGGGGGCGGGCGCGGGUACGGCGGGGAGGGCGGCUGUGCUGGGCGGCGACGCGAGCGCGCGGCAGCCGUCUGCAGAGUCGGCCCGGGGAGGCGAGAGGCCCUCCUUCUCGAGCGGAGAGCAGGUGAUCAUCAGCGGCCUCAGGUCGCGGCCCGAGCUCAACGAUACGGUUGCAACCGUCAUCGGCCCGGCAGCGGCCGCAGGGCGCUUCAACGUGGAGGGCGCGGGCGGCGCCGUGUAUGCGCUCAAGAAGGAGAACUUGCACUCGAGAAGGUCAAUCUGA